AUGUCUGUCACGAUGGAACUCGCAUCGGCACGUCCAUAUGCUUUCAAAUUCCGACCGGAGUCGACUGCUCUCCUCAUUAUCGACAUGCAAAGGGACUUUCUAGAUCCUAAUGGCUUCGGAGCCAUCCAGUGCGGCAACGAUAAAGUCUUCGCCAGCGUUCGCAGCAUUGUACCUAGGACGAAGGAAAUCCUCCGCAAAGUCCGAGAGAUGGGUAUGCAUGUCCUGCACACCCGGGAAGGCCACCAACCAGAUCUCUCCGACUUGCCACCAGCGAAACGUCUUCGGCAGACUUCUGCGCCCUCAGGUCAUCACACAAUAGGAAUCGGCGACCAAGGUCCCAUGGGUCGCUUGCUUAUCCGCGGGGAGUAUGGGCACGACAUCAUCGAUGACCUGAAACCGCAUCCUGGAGAGGUCGUGAUCGACAAGCCAGGCAAAGGGUCGUUCUGGGACACGACUCUUCACCGGGCACUGCUCGCUCGUGGCAUAACCCACUUACUGAUUGCUGGCGUGACGACGGAGUGUUGUGUGAAUACUACUUUCCGGGAGGCAGCCGACCGUGGCUUCGAAUGCUGCGUGUUGACCGACUGCACAUCCGGCUUCGACUCCAGUUUUGUUACUAAAUCACUCGAUAUGAUGUGCUCCUACGACGGUCUGUUUGGUUACGUCGGCACGUCAGAAGAGCUACUCAAGUGUGCCCCCCAAACAAUGAUAUCUCCACCGACGACGCCACCAGGCUUUCAAGGAGAUCUAUCAAUGCCAACAUUGCGAGCACAGUACAUCGGUCGGCAAGCUACGCCAUCGGAAGUGGUUAAGCAUGUCUGCCUGCGGAUCCAGGAGUACCAGGCAAAGGACCCAGCUGUAUGGACAUAUCUGCAACGUUCGGACGACAUCCUUCAGGCGGCGCUUCAGCUAGAGCACAAAUUUGCAAACCAGCCACUGCCAUCAUUAUAUGGACUGCCGUUCGCGGUCAAGGAUAACAUCGACGUGGUUGGUGUGCCGACUACUGCAGCUUGUGACGAGUACACCUACACGCCAUCACGCAGCGCAAAGGUUGUGGACGCAUUGCUGGACGCCGGUGCAAUCUUCAUCGGCAAGACGAACUUGGACCAGCUAGCAACUGGUCUGUCAGGCUGCAGAUCACCCUUUGGUUAUCCACGCAGCGUGUAUGAUCACAAUCGCAUAUCGGGCGGCUCUUCGUCGGGAUCUGCCGUCGCUGUUGGUGCUGGACUAGUGACGUUUGCCCUGGGAACAGACACCGCAGGCUCCGGCCGUGUUCCAGCCGCGUUCAAUGGCAUCGUGGGAUUUAAGCCAACCAAAGGCACACUCUCAGCUCAGGGUCUUGUACCAGCAUGCAGGAGUCUGGACACCAUCACUGUUCUUGCACCCACAGUCGAAGAGGCGCGGGCAGUGUGGCUAGUAGCUGAUCAAGGCCCAGAUGAGUCGGAUCCAUGCGCAAAGUCGCAACAAUCGCUACCGCUGUGGCAUGUCGACUUUCGUGGGCCGAAGGUUGGUGGUUUUACGUUUGGCGUACCACCAGAAAGUGCGCUGCAAUGUUGUACUAGCAGUUACCGCGAUCUUUUCUCGAAAUCGGUGGCCAGAAUGGAGCGUGCAGGCGGCAAAGCACAGGUAGUAGACUGGGCUCCCUUCGACAUGGGAAGCAAACUACUAUAUGAAGGUGCCUUACUCAACGAGCGGAUAGCUUGUCUUGGUCCCAAAUUUUUGGGCGACAACCACGAGAGGCUACAUCCUGCGCUCCGUGAGCUGUUCGGCAAGGCUCUGGCGCGCGGAACGCAGCCUUGGCAGGUCUAUGAAGAUCAGCAUGUGCAAGUAGCAUGCACACGACAAGUUGCGAUGGUUUUCGAGAAGAUUGACGUCCUUCUGGUGCCGACUGUGCCGUGUCACCCCACGGUGGCUGAGAUGGAGGCAGAUCCCGUUGUUUUGAAUGCAAGAUGUGGCGAGUUUACGCACUUCGGAAAUGUUUUGGAUUUGUGUGGUUUGGCCUUGCGGUCUGGGUUUAAUGACGGAGAGAGUGGCCAAAGGUUGCCAUUUGGAGUUACUUUGCUCGGAGCCAGUGGCACUGAUGCGAAGAUCUUUGACAUUAGUCGGGAGUUUGAGAGGACCCAGUGA
This is a messenger RNA of Recurvomyces mirabilis, 2127 nucleotides long. RefSeq lists its product as uncharacterized. Gene Ontology annotation, molecular function: catalytic activity. Bases 1 to 2127 code for a protein of 708 amino acids. The record is from RefSeq and is a predicted model, not a curated record. NCBI's taxonomy places the organism in Eukaryota, Fungi, Ascomycota, Dothideomycetes, Mycosphaerellales, Teratosphaeriaceae. The transcript has a single exon.